AUGGACUUCCCAGGUCACUUCCAGCAUAUUUUCCAGCAGCUCAACCACCAGCGCCUCCAUGCUCAGCUGUGUGAUUGUGUGGUGCUGGUUGGAGGCCAGAGCUUCCAAGCUCACUGCUCCAUCCUAGCAGCAUGCAGCUCUCACUUCAGGGCUCUGCUAAACUCCAAUGACGGUGCAGACGAAGUUGGAGGACCAGCAGCGGAUAUGGGGGGAGGUGGGUGCCCCAGUGUGAUGGAGCUUGAUCCAGAGGUGGUGACUCCCGAGGCCUUCUCCACCCUGCUGGACAUGAUUUACACCUCCACCUUGUCCCUGGGGGCUUCGAAUGUGAUGGAUGUACUGUUGGCCGCCUCACACCUUCACCUCAAUACUGUGGUUAAAGCCUGCAAGCUCCACCUGUCCAGAAAAAACUUCCCAGCCUCACCGCCUAAAGGCUGGAAGUCAGUGCAGCAGCAACAGUUGCUUCAGCAUGUCACAUCUGCUAUGGAGGAGGACCUCCAUGAGGAGAGAGCGGGAGUGGAGGUGAGCCAGUCUGGUGGAGUUGAAGACGAGGGGGUCAGGCAGAGAGUUAGUAAUGGUGAGCAGGGUUCAGCACUAUCUUCAAGGCACAAAAGAAAGUUACAUGAGGACGGGCUCAGUAGCAGGAAGAGGCCCUGCAGGCUACCUGGAGAAGACUACAAGGAGUGUUCGCCUACUGUGACCAGGAGCACCGUCAGUACAGAGGAGGGAGGAGGGGAGCUGCUGUCCCCUGAUUGCUUGAAGACUGCAGGCGACCUCUGGGAGAGCCGAGGCGAGCAAGAGGAGGAGGUGGAGGAAAAAUACGAAGCAACCAAGGGAGAAUCAGAGGAGAUCCAGCUGCCGAGCCAGUCUGACAGUGGCACAGGAGCUUUGGGUGCAUGGGAGAAGGGUGGGGAUACAGAUGGAGACAAUGUGGUGAAAGUGAAGGUUGGAGAUGAAGGAGAAGAUGAGGGAGAGGAGCAAAAGAUGGCAGUGAUUGAGGUGAAAAAGGAAAAUCUGACCUCCUAUUCUCCAGAUUUGACCACUUUGACUAACAAUCCUCCUCCAUCCCCACCACUAGACUCCUCUGAACAUCUGGAAACACAACUAAACGAUGAGAAAACUUUACAGUCGCAGCUGUGCUCAGAACUUGAUGCAGACAAAGAGGCUGGACAUUUGGGUGAGGAUUCAAUAGAUGGUGAGGGCCUUGACAGUCUGUCAGAACUGGCCUUUUCUUGCUUUCUCAAUCCCAGUCAUGAGAGCGUAAUGGGAGCUCUGGAGGAAGAAGAAAGUCUUGCUAGUCUCACUGCUGCUGCUACUGCCGCUGCUGCCGCUGCCAGUGAUGCUCUUCCUGCAGCUGCCGGGGAUGCAGACGAACUGUGUCAAAACUCAGAAAAAGCAAACACGUCCACCGACUCGUCCUCCUCUCUUGUUUUUCCAGUAACGUCUGUCGGUUUGCAGCAGCUUCUCCCGACUCAAAGCCCUGGUUUUAGUGACACGCUGAUCCUCCAGCCCGCCCAGAACUCUUUACCGGGGUUCCUCAGUGGCAUCACAGCAGGACUCAGUCUGGAAGCAUCCCUCGUCCAACUUGGACGGGCCGGGAAAAGCAGAGGAUGUGGCGGAUCAGGGGGGACAACCUUCCGUCGCAUCGCUCCCAAAGUGCCACCUGGAACAGAGGCCGGCACAGAUCCUUCAUCUUCCUCAGCAGAUGAUCGGCCACUUCUAACCAGAGCCUCAGAGGAUGUUCUGUCCAAGUGCAAGAAAGCAGCUGCUGAGGACCAUGUGCUGCUAGUGGAGGGGGAGAAGAAAUACGCCUGCAAAAUAUGCUGCAAGACAUUCAUGAACCUGACUGACUGCAAGAAGCAUAUUCGUAUCCACACAGGAGAGAAGCCCUAUCCCUGUCCUAAGUGUGGCAAACGCUUCAGCCAGUCCUCCCAUCUGUACAAGCACUCCAAGAACUCCACCUGCCUAAACUGGAAAGAUGAUCAGUCAUUCCCAGACACUCUGCUCUGA
This is a messenger RNA of Scomber scombrus (Atlantic mackerel), 2007 nucleotides long. RefSeq names its product zinc finger and BTB domain-containing protein 5-like. The coding region runs from base 1 to 2007 and encodes 668 amino acids. Gene Ontology annotation, biological process: regulation of transcription by RNA polymerase II. Gene Ontology annotation, cellular component: nucleus. The record is from RefSeq and is a predicted model, not a curated record. The transcript has a single exon. Lineage: Eukaryota; Metazoa; Chordata; Actinopteri; Scombriformes; Scombridae. Gene Ontology annotation, molecular function: DNA-binding transcription factor activity, RNA polymerase II-specific; protein binding; RNA polymerase II cis-regulatory region sequence-specific DNA binding.